AUCAAUUUUAUUUACACAGGAAUACCUAGUACCUACGACAAGUGCUAACUUGAUAGAUGCAAAAAGUGAUUUUCGAACGUAUUAUCCUUUAUUUGACAAGUAAGCCAAGGCAAAAUGUCUGUGUUAUUUCAAACAGCAAUAAAUACAGGAAAAUUGAAUUCUUUUAGAAAAUUAUUAAAUACAUCUUUCAAGACAUGUAAUUGUUUAUGUAUGAGAAAUAGCUCAGAUGUUAACAAGAGAUUUGUGUCUUUUGAUGAGGCUGUGGCCCAGAGGAGAGCUGAAGCACGACGUAGUUUUGUCGUCCAAGUCAAUUCCGAGGCAUCAUUCAAUGAGUUAUAUGGCUAUUGUUCAAAAUAUGCCAGCAUCAAUGGUGUUCAUCAUUACAAAAACUCUGUCGGAGAGCAUUUCAUGCUCGUCGAAUUUGCAUCAGAAGACAAUCUCAAGGAAGUUAUCCGGUCAUGCAGUGUACAUCAAAAAGACAUUGAUGUCAUGGCACUACAAUCGCCAUUUGUAUGGUUUCGUGCAGUUAAUGACAAGAAGGGUGCAAUAGUACCAAACGCAACACUAUCCUGCAUCAACGGCACUGAGGAGGUGGAUGAGGAUGUCCUGUUUGAACAGCUAAUAAACUGUAACAGUGUGUCGGAACAGAUACAAACUCUUUAUGAUAAGACUGCUCUGAAUGAUUUGGGUGUACGGCUGAGGUAUAUGGUGGCAAGACAACUAGAAACUGUUUUUGAGAGUAUGUAUGCAAAUGUAGCAGUGAGGCCAUUUGGAUCUUCUGUAAAUGGUUUUGGAAAAAUGGGCUGUGAUUUGGAUUUAGUUCUCACAAAUGUUGUGACUGAUGAAAUGAGUGACCCUUCCAAACGACUGAUAUUCCAAGAGAAGAAAUGCGAAGGCGGCCGCAGCCCCUGGCAACGGCACAUGGAGCUAGUGGCGGAAACAUUGGAGUUGCGAGUGCCAGGGGCUACCCGUGUGCAUCGUAUACUACAUGCUAGGGUGCCCAUAGUGAAGUUUGCACAUUACUUCACCGAUAUGGAAUGUGACUUGUGCUAUAAUAAUGUAUCUGGGGUGUACAUGUCAGAGCUACUUUGGAUGUACGGCACACUGGAUCCGCGCGUACGGCCCCUGACGUUCGUGGUACGCCGCUGGGCACAGACGGUGGGCCUCACAAAUAUCCACCCUGGCAGGUGGAUCACCAACUUUCCUUUAACACUGAUGGUGCUGUUCUUUCUGCAGCAGAAGACUAAGGAUGGCAGCAUAUUGCCAUCAUUUAAGACACUCUUCCAGAAAGCAGGUAAAGAAGACAUCAGAAUAGCAGAGGAGAAUCUGAACUGCACCUUUCUGCGCGACCUGAACAAGCUUCCGGCAGAAACAUAUGGACAGAGUGACGCUAGUCUUGAGGCGCUGCUGCUCCAGUUCUUCGAGUUCUAUGCUCAGUUCGACUUCGAAGACAAGGCCAUAUCGAUCAUCGAAGGAAUUCCAGUUAGAAAGCCUAACAACUUAGCGUUAUAUAUCGUCAAUCCCUUAGAACAAGCAUUGAAUGUAAGCAGAAAUGUCAGCUUUGAAGAAUGUGAAAGGCUUAAGUUAGAAGUAAGAAACGCGGCGUGGCAACUAGACGCAGGGUACGACAGAGAGAAAUCUGAUGACUGGGGUCUUGUGGCCUUACUUGAGAAAAAGGCAGCAAGGAGUCUUAAAAGACUGCUCAAAGUCGGCAACUCACAACGUCUUGUGUCUGUCAAAGAUUUGUUCAAUGAAGAUGAAGAAAAUGAGAAGAAUGGGAAAAGCAAGACUAAAUUAACAAAAAAGAGUGAUAAAGAUGGAAAUGUAAAGGAAGUUAAAGAAACGCUUUCACAAAUAUAUGGGAAGAAUAAAGAACAGAAGAUGAAAUUCAAAAACAGUCACAUAGCAAGUGAAGUGUACAGAAUAAGACGGGAUAAGAUUGUGUGACGUGUAGUGUAGCAUGGCUAGUUUCCUGAUAUUUUUGCGGUGUAGCGACUGCAAUACGACCGUCAUUUGUCACUGAAAACAAGACUGCAUGGUUUCCUAAUGUUUUAUGUCCAUUUUGAAAUAGUGUUUUGAUGAGUCAUAUUGCAGUAUUUAAAUGCAAUGUAAUGAGGAAUCUAAGCUUUAGUAUUGUUUGUAUAUAUUUCCAAAUAAAUCACAAGUAUGAUUUGAUAUUUGCUGCACAGAUUUAAAUGACGAUGGAUAUUUGCAUGUAAAAAGAAUUUCAAUUGUUGUAUAAUUCAUUUUGAUAUAUUGGAUUAUUAUGGCUCAAUGGGAAUGAAACAAACAAUAUCUUCAUUCUUCCUUUAUAUUUAUUUAUUUUUUAUUAUAUGUAUUUUUGGAUAGUAUAAUAUUGGUUCUGUAUCGUAUUGUCCCUGUACCGGGCACGCGGCUGCUCCACUGAUAAGACGACUUUCGUUCAUCAUGCAGGCCUACAGCUUUGUAGACUUCAUGGUUCACAUACCUCCUUUAAUUUUAUUAAAUGUGCACUACAUAGGUUCCCCCGCCGUUUUGUUUACCUAAUUAAGGACCAAAAACUUGAUUGAUUUGGCCAAAUAUAUGUAUAAUGAUAUAAAUUGUAUUCUUUGAUUUUCAUAACUUACCAAAAAGCGUUUGUAAAUUGUUGGUGAUGUUAUAGCUCGAAUGAUUGUAAGGUAAGAAAAUACAAGAUUCGUAUGUUCAGUUAUUUUAUUUAGAUUGUUUGUAAAUAAACUUUUAGAUAUAAAA
Messenger RNA from Manduca sexta (tobacco hornworm), 2730 nucleotides. Its product is annotated as poly(A) RNA polymerase, mitochondrial. Lineage: Eukaryota; Metazoa; Arthropoda; Insecta; Lepidoptera; Sphingidae. The record is from RefSeq and is a predicted model, not a curated record. Gene Ontology annotation, biological process: mitochondrial mRNA polyadenylation. The transcript has 7 exons. Bases 115 to 1947 code for a protein of 610 amino acids. Gene Ontology annotation, molecular function: poly(A) RNA polymerase activity.